AUGAAGAAGGUGAAGCCUAACAACCAAAUCGCCCGGAAGGCAGCUUGCGCCAGCGGGCUGCUCCUAGUCGCCGUCUUCACCGCAUGGAACUACUCGUCGCUGAGCACUGAGCGGCUCAUCGACGCCGCCCCAGCCUCCUCCGCUGCUGCCACGGCGAGGUCAUCCGGCGCGACCAGCAAAGCCACCAGCGGCGACGCGGCGUCGUGCGACGUGGCUCGGGGCGAGUGGGUGCCCGACUCUGCCGGGCCAUACUACACGAACGCGACGUGCCCGCUGAUCGACGGGCGGCAGGACUGCAUGAAGUACGGCAAGCCGGGGAUGGAGUCCAUCCUCGGGUGGCGGUGGCAGCCCCACGGCUGCGACCUCCCUCGCUUCGACGCCGCCGCCUUCCUCCGGCUCGUCCGCGGCAAGUCCAUGGCCUUCGUCGGGGACUCGGUCGCGCGCAACCACAUGCAGUCCCUCAUGUGCCUCCUCGCCAAGGUGGAGUACCCGAGGGAGGUGGAGCCGAAAGACUGCGUGCACUGCACGCGCAAGUACCACUACCGUGAUCACGACUUCACGGUGUGCGUGUUCUGGACGCCGUUCCUGGUGCGGUGGAACCUGACGCGCGCGGGCGGGCAGCAGUUCAUGGACCCGCACAACGUGUACCUGGACGAGGCGGACCCGGAGUGGAGCGGCGACGUCGCCGGCUACGACUACGUGGUGCUCAACGGCGCCAAGUGGUUCACGCGCCCCGCCGUGCUCUACGAGGGCGGCCGCCUCCUCGGCUGCGCCAACGUGGACGGCUGCGAGGCUGCGCACAACGCCACCGACGUGGCCCCGGACUACGCGGUGCGCGUGUCGUUCCGGACCGCGCUCCGUGCGCUGGGGAGGUUCCGCGGCAGGGUGGUGGUCCGGACGGUGGCGCCGCCGCACUACGAAAACGGCAAGUGGUACGACGGCGGGAACUGCGUGCGGACGCGGCCCGUGCGGAGCGACGAGACGAGCCUGCCGGAGACCGAGGCCGCGUUCCACGCCGCGCAGGUGGAGGAGUUCCGGGCCGCGGCGGCGGCAGAGCCGGCGGCGAGGUUCGUGCUGAUGGACGUGAGCGAGAUGAUGCAGAUGAGGGGCGACGGACACCCUGGGCAGUACGGGCACUGGCCGCACGAGAAGGUCGGCUUCGGCAUCGACUGCGUGCACUGGUGCUUGCCCGGGCCCGUCGACGCAUGGAAUGAGCUUCUGCUCCAUUUGCUUCUGAGUGAUUAA
Molecule: messenger RNA, 1245 nt
Organism: Lolium rigidum
Lineage: Eukaryota; Viridiplantae; Streptophyta; Magnoliopsida; Poales; Poaceae
Product: protein trichome birefringence-like 19
Exons: 2
Coding region: 1-1245 (414 amino acids)
Cellular component (GO): Golgi apparatus
Molecular function (GO): O-acetyltransferase activity
Source: RefSeq, a predicted model, not a curated record